Molecule: messenger RNA, 507 nt
Organism: Frieseomelitta varia
Lineage: Eukaryota; Metazoa; Arthropoda; Insecta; Hymenoptera; Apidae
Product: phospholipase B1, membrane-associated-like
Exons: 3
Coding region: 184-507 (107 amino acids)
Biological process (GO): phospholipid metabolic process
Molecular function (GO): glycerophospholipase activity
Source: RefSeq, a predicted model, not a curated record
UUACCGAAAAAUUUCUAGGAACGAGAAAUGAGGAACGAUCAUUCUGAACACGAAAUCUGAAAACGAUUCAAGAGGAGGUUUCGAAAGACGCUUCGUUUCCUUGUAACGUUACAGGUGGUAGGUCCUCUGAAAUCCCGGUCAGUUCAUCGUUUGAGGCCAGGUGAUAUAGAUGUUAUUGCCGCGAUGGGCGAUUCUUUGACAGCCAGUGCUGGACUUUAUGCGACUAAUUUGUUGGAAAUGUUCGUUGAAAAUAGGGGCGCGUCAGCAUUCAUUGGUGGCCAGAGAACUUUGCGGGCACACUUGACGCUGCCUAACAUUCUUAAAGUUCGUUUAUUUCUCGCAGAUUCGUCACACGAAUUCAACCCGAAAUUAAUAGGCUACGCGUAUGGAGAUUUUUCAACUACUCAAUCACCUUCGCAGUUGGACGUCGCUGAAAUUUGCGCAAUGUCCGGAGAUAUGCCGUUUAUGGUCAAAUAUUAUUCGCGUUAUAAUGUUAGUGAUAUUUGA